AUGGAGAAGCAAAAUUUCGGCCUCAUCACCAAGGUCAAAUUGCUCUGCAGCUACGGCGGCAGAAUCCAAUUCCGCCCGACCGACCGCCAGCUCUCGUACGCCGGUGGGGACACCAAGAUCCUGGCCUUCGAUCGCGGCAUAAAAUUCUCCGAGAUGGCCGCCAAAUUGAGUUCCCUCUGCGAGAAAUUAGAGGUCUCGAUCAAGUACCAGCUGCCCGGAGAGGAUCUGGACGCCCUGGUCUCGCUCAUCGACGACGAGGACGUAGAGCACAUGAUGGUUGAGUACGAACGCCUGCAGAGGAUCUCGCCCAAGCCCGUCAGGCUUCGGUUGUUCCUUUUCGAUCCGUCGAAAUCAGGGGCGGGCAAGGACUCGGUACCGGUCACGCCUUCGAACCCAGACUAUCUGUUUGGGUUCGAUAAGGAGUAUGAACCCAGCGUCGAGCCGCCUCUGGAUCUCCUUCAGAUUCCGGGGAUGGUUCUGCCCGAUAGUAACGGGUUGGUUCGGGCCGAGGGCAAAAUUGGAAAUAUGGUGAGCCAGGUAUCCGGCGGGGCUAACAAUGAGAGCGUGGGCGGGGCGACGGCGGCUCCUUGGGCGGUUUACCGGGUGCCGGCAGUGGUUAACGGAGGAAUUUGCCAUGCCGCGCCUUAUGCGUACGGGAUUGUGCCGGAGAUGCGUAAUAGCAACCGGGAACAGCCGGUGUACAAUUUCAUUCCGAUUAUGGCCACGGCGGUGCCGGAGCAGAUGAUGAUGAUCUCGAGGGGGAAUACUAAUCUGAUUAAUCAGCGUGAUUUUUGA
Striga hermonthica is the source of this 795-nucleotide messenger RNA. NCBI's taxonomy places the organism in Eukaryota, Viridiplantae, Streptophyta, Magnoliopsida, Lamiales, Orobanchaceae. The record is from the annotation of a GenBank genome assembly.